CAGUCAACAUUGCAUGCAGUAAAGCGAAGAAUUGAGUGAGCAAGGGUGUGAGUUUACAAUUUAUGAGAUUUGAACGCUGAUUCAGUGAAGUAAAGUGAUUAUUUGUACAUUAGUUUUUCAGAGAAAGUUAUCUAGCAUUUGUAAAUCUAUGGCGCUUCAUCGAUGUCAGAAUUGGAUACGACCUGUGGGAAAUGUGAGGAAUUCUGUCUCAUUUAUUCAGAAGGCUUUCCUGAAAAAUGAUCUGCCAGCAGUGCAGGUGAAGGGCAUCGAGGCUCAAGUUCCAAAGGAUGACCAGAGAUUCCCUGAAAACACUGUUUGGCCUGAUGAAUUGAAGUGGGCCAACACCAACAGCCACCGGCGGCCGUCGCGGCCGUACCAGCCGCCGGUGGACGUCCACUCACAGCUGUCGGAGGUGUUCCGGGCGGUGCUGGGUCCCGCCGCCGGCGCCCACACGGCCGUCGGAGACCUGGCCGCCAAACACCGGCUGCUGACGGCCUGCGCCGACCGGCUGGGGCACCACGUCACCAACAGCCAGCUGCACAACAUCACCACGCUGGGUGACGUCAUUUCGUACUACUCGGAGCCGGUGACCACCAGCACUCCGCUGGAGCAGCUGAGUGAACAGGAACUCCCCAAGAACAUACACGUUCAGCUCGAGUACCUGCGCUUUCACCCCGAAACGGAUACUAAGUUUGGUGGUGUGACUGCCUUCCCGAAAAGUUCGACAGUGGUCUCCUCUAUAAAGUACAAGAAGAAGUACCGCGGCUACGCGACGCCCAAAUCCUGGCCAUACAAGUAGCCGCUAGUCAUUUGCAAGCUGUUGUAAUAUGUACCGUCUGUUGUGUGUGACAAUAUAGACCAUCUUUAUA
Amphibalanus amphitrite is the source of this 869-nucleotide messenger RNA. RefSeq names its product 39S ribosomal protein L50, mitochondrial-like. The transcript has 5 exons. The record is from RefSeq and is a predicted model, not a curated record. The coding region runs from base 149 to 799 and encodes 216 amino acids. NCBI's taxonomy places the organism in Eukaryota, Metazoa, Arthropoda, Thecostraca, Balanomorpha, Balanidae. Gene Ontology annotation, cellular component: mitochondrial large ribosomal subunit; mitochondrion.